Molecule: messenger RNA, 2203 nt
Organism: Prunus avium (sweet cherry)
Lineage: Eukaryota; Viridiplantae; Streptophyta; Magnoliopsida; Rosales; Rosaceae
Product: pentatricopeptide repeat-containing protein At2g22410, mitochondrial
Biological process (GO): RNA modification
Molecular function (GO): RNA binding; protein binding
Source: RefSeq, a predicted model, not a curated record
CCCGUUAAACCAACGAACUUUGAAAUUUUUGAGAAGUGAGAUGAAAUGAGACCAACAACGGUCACCAAAAACCAUCCCAACAACAAAGCAGAUGGAGCUGCCUCUCUGCUAAAAGCUUGCACAUCGCUUCGCCACCUUAAGCAAAUCCACGCACAUAUCGUCCGGUCCAUUCUCCAUCGAAACGCCUCCUUAGCCUCCACUCUUAUCUCUCUCUAUGCCUCUCUCUCCUCUUCGCCUCGAUAUACCCACCUCGUCUUUACCUCUUUCGUGAACCCAAAUCUCUCUCUCUUCAACCACGCCAUUAGAGCUUUCUCUAAGACCUCUUCGCUCUGUGCCGAAGCGAGAAGUUUGUAUUCUCAGAUGAUUUGCCUUGGAAUAAGACCCGAUAACUAUACGUACCCUUUUGUGCUUAACUCGUGUGCCGCAUUAAAUGAUCUUUGUGCUGGGAUUGAGGUCCAUGGACGCGUUGUUAAAAUGGGUUUUGGCUUUUGUGUUCCUGUUUCAAAUGCUUUGAUUGAUAUGUAUGGAAAAUGUGGGGAAUUGGAGAGGGCUCGGAUGGUGUUCGAUGAAAUGUCUGAGAGAGAUGUUGUUUCUUACAAUGCCCUUUUAGGGGCUCAUGCAAGAGGUGGGGUGGAUAUGGAGUAUGCCUCGGUUUUGUUUGAGGGAAUGCUGGGAAAAAAUGUUAUAUCUUGGAACGCGAUGAUUGUGGGUUAUGUAAAUAGUGGGGAUCUGGUUUCAGCGAGGGCUGUGUUUGAUAGGAUGCCCGAGAUGAAUGUUGUUUCUUGGACUACGAUGUUGGUGGGGUAUACUAAAAGUGGGCUUAUUGAUCAAGCAAGGGGCCUCUUUGAUGAAAUGCCUGAACGAAGUUUGAUUUGUUGGACGGCCCUGAUUUCAGGGUAUUCACAAAAUGGGAGACCAAGUGAAGCGCUUUCACUUUUCCGGAGAAUGGAAAAGGCACCGGUAAAGCCAGAUGCUUUCACCAUGACAGCUGUGAUUUCUGCAUUGGCACAAUUGGGCCGUGCUGAUCUUGCAAAUUGGAUUGGGUCAUAUGUGGAUCGAGAAGGUAUAGAACAGAAUGAACAAGUGCUCACUGCACUAGUUGACAUGCAUGCCAAGUGUGGGAAUAUGGAAGAGGCAUGUGGUAUAUUUGAGAAGAUACCCUGGAAGGAUGUUUUCUCUUAUAGUGCAUUAAUUACAGGCCUUGCUUCUCAUGGUCAUGGGGUUAAAGCGCUUGAGAUCUUCCGGAGAAUGCUAGCAGAAAAUAUUGAACCCGAUGGCAUCACAUUUGUUGGGGUAUUCACUGCCUGCUGCCAUGCAGGACUCGUUGAAGAUGGAAUGAAGUACUGGGAAAGCAUGGUUAAAGUUUACAAUAUUGAGCCUGAUGCUGAUCACUACACAUGUGUGGUCGAUAUGCUGGGACGUGCUGGGAAACUCAAUGAGGCCUACAAUUUGGUAAAAAGCAUGCCUAUGGGACCACAGCCUGGAGCAUUAGGAGCUCUGCUUGCUGCAUGUAGAACUUAUGGAAAUGUCAAGAUUGCAGAAAGUGUUGCCGAGAAACUCUUCGUGUUAGAACCUGGGAAUACUGGAAAUUAUAUGCUACUUUCAAGUAUCUAUGCAUCGACAGAACAAUGGGAUGAAGCCAGAAAGGUGCGGGAAGCAAUGAACGAGAGAAGUGCAACUAAGCUUCCUGGGUGCAGUUGGGUUGAAAUUAGCAAAGUUCAUGCAACACAAAUGAAGAACCAAAUGUAAACGGAAUUCCAUGGUUGAAUUCUGCCAUGCUGUUCUCAUUGAAUUGAAUUAUAAUGCACACUUUCUGUUGCUAGUGCAAGACUGGAUUUAAGUUGUUGAUACAAUGAGGUUAUGUAGGUUUCAUUCUUAUAACUUGGUCAGUAUGUGGUCUGAGAUGGUUGUGAAUUCCUAGCCCCAAGAUGAACAGAAGUGUUUAAAGGGAAUGCAACAAUAACUAAACAUCGUGCUGCCAGUUACAGACAAUUCAGUGCCGGAACUCCUCGCUAUUCAACAAAAUCCUGGCAGACUUUGUUCUCCUCAGUCAUGCUUAAGCUUACAUUCAUCAAGGCAUUAAAUCCUCUUGAUACUUGUAUGCUUACAGGUAGUAAGGGAGAGCAGAUACCCUGACUGGUGAGCACCCUAUGUUGUCUCCUUGCCCCCUUACCCCAGGAUAGGCCCUGCUUACACAUAGUAA